Sinocyclocheilus rhinocerous is the source of this 1583-nucleotide messenger RNA. Its product is annotated as growth factor receptor-bound protein 2. The record is from RefSeq and is a predicted model, not a curated record. NCBI's taxonomy places the organism in Eukaryota, Metazoa, Chordata, Actinopteri, Cypriniformes, Cyprinidae. The transcript has 6 exons. Gene Ontology annotation, molecular function: protein binding. The coding region runs from base 377 to 1030 and encodes 217 amino acids.
UAAACAGAAAAAUACAGCAAUUUUUCAUCAUUUCAAGUCGGGCGAGGUAGAAGAGCUCAACCUCAUCAACGAUUAAAGACAAUUAGAGUGGAUUCUAGGGUCUUUAAAACGAGAGAGCGAGUGUUGGCCCUCACAGUUGUUUUCAAGAGUUUCUCGCCGUGAUCUUUAUGUGAGGACCGCGACGGGAGGAGAGACGCGGGGCUGACAGACAGAGAGAGGCAGGUGGAGAUCAUUGUGUCUUCUUGGAUCUGUGCUCAUCAUCGCUAUUGAGAUCUCAUUGUCUGGUCCUCUGGUCCACAACAGGGAUAUAAACUGCAUCAGGAGGCAUCUUCCACUGCUUUGUACCUUACCACAUAGCUGUCCAUCAGGCUGUAUCAUGGAGGCCAUUGCCAAGUAUGAUUUCAAAGCAACUGCAGAUGAUGAGCUGAGUUUUAAACGUGGGGAAGUAUUGAAGGUAUUAAAUGAAGAGUGCGAUCAGAACUGGUAUAAGGCAGAAUUAAACGGCAAAGACGGUUUCAUUCCUAAAAACUACAUCGAGAUGAAGGCGCAUCCGUGGUUCUUCGGGAGAAUCCCCAGGGCCAGAGCGGAGGAGAUCCUAAACAAACAGAGGCACGACGGAGCCUUCCUCAUUAGAGAGAGCGAGAGCGCGCCUGGAGACUUCUCCCUGUCCGUCAAGUUUGGCAAUGAUGUACAGCACUUUAAAGUGCUGCGUGACGGGGCUGGAAAGUACUUCCUGUGGGUCGUGAAGUUUAACUCUCUCAACGAGCUGGUGGACUAUCACCGCACCACUUCCGUUUCCCGAAACCAACAGAUCUUUCUACGAGACAUCGAGCAGGUGCCUCAGCAUCCAACAUACGUGCAGGCCCUGUUCGACUUCGACCCUCAGGAGGACGGCGAGCUUGGCUUCAGACGCGGAGACUUCAUUCAGGUCCUGGACAACUCUGACCCCAACUGGUGGAAGGGCGCCUGUCACGGCCAGACGGGCAUGUUCCCACGCAACUACGUCACGCCUGUCAAUCGGAACAUGUAAAGGAAAAAAACCAAGCGAUUAGUGAAUAAAUUGUAAUUAACGGCCCCUCACAUUCACAUACAAUCAGACUACCCUACAUCUCCCCGUCAACACCCGUAAAGUCCUGUGAAAUUUAAAGCGGCACAGAGGAAUGGAAAUCGUGACCGAAAACAAGGAGAGGAAAAAAAAACGUAGCGGAGAGGCUGGAUGUUUCCACCUCUGCCGUGGUGCCCGGGCGAAACUAUUAUUCCUGAGAAUCGUGAUGUCUUCAUGAACGCUUGCAGUCCGGACUGAGCUGUUAGGGCGAAGGAAAGGCUGAAUCCUAGCUUAGUAAAACACACAUAAAUUAAAACAACAAUGAUUCUGUCUGUAGAUUCAUCCUGCUGCUUCAGGCUUCUUUUUUUGUCUGCGAAUAGAAUUUUUUUUUUUUUUUUUUUUGGCUGCAUGUUUAAAUCUCUUUAUAAUAGUAAAUCCUGAAGCUGUUUUUAAAAAGGAAAAAAAAAAAACAUUCUAAAAAUAUAUAAAAAUGUAAGCGUAAAAACUUGCAAACGCAUUGUACAUCUGGGCUGUGGAA